This is a messenger RNA of Cajanus cajan (pigeon pea), 1829 nucleotides long. Its product is annotated as pheophytinase, chloroplastic. The record is from RefSeq and is a predicted model, not a curated record. Gene Ontology annotation, molecular function: pheophytinase activity. Gene Ontology annotation, cellular component: chloroplast. Lineage: Eukaryota; Viridiplantae; Streptophyta; Magnoliopsida; Fabales; Fabaceae. Gene Ontology annotation, biological process: chlorophyll catabolic process.
AAUCGAUUCUUCUUGGCUUAAGAAGGAAGAAGAGUCUCUCAAGCAAGCAGGAACAUGUCUGAAUCUCCUUAAAACACCAAAAUUUCAGAAAAAAAAAACAGAUUUUCAUGCCACUUCCUUCGCUGAAUUAAAAAACGAAUUCAGUUUUUGUUAUGGAAAUUCUCGCAUGUGGAUCUGGACCAUGCAGUCAAGUAGUGGAUACGAAGUGGAAAUUCGUUGACAAAACCUUGAAUUCACGUCAAACAAGGUUUCCCUCGGUUGGAAAUCGUGGAGUUUCUUAUACAAACACCAAUUCUAGAAGCGGGUCAGUGAGAUUUCAUGAUAAUAAGGAGCAGCAAAGAGAUUUAGCGUCUUUGAGUAGUCUUGGAGGGUCCAAAAGAAUCAAUUGCAAGGUCUAUAGUGAAAGUUAUGAAGGCUAUGUGAUUGGUGGUGAAGAGGAUGUAACAGAUAUUUCAGAUGCUACUAACAUUGUGGUUCCAGGUGUACCUGAUGGGUCCAAUGGUGAAUCUGGUGCUCCAAUAAGUAGUUGCUUUUGGGAAUGGAAGCCUAAACUUAACGUGCACUAUGAGAAGGCAGGGUGUGAGAACGUGGAUUCCCCAAAUGUUCUCUUUCUUCCUGGUUUUGGUGUUGGCUCUUUCCAUUAUGAAAAGCAAAUGAAAGAUUUGGGUCGUGACACCAGAGUAUGGGCACUGGAUUUUCUAGGCCAAGGAUUGUCCUUGCCCUUUGAAGAUCCGGCUCCUCACUAUAAGGAAAGGGCUACAUCAAAUGCAAAUGCUUCUUCUUCUUCUUCAUGGGGAUUCGGAGAUGAAACGGAACCAUGGGCCACUAAGCUUGUGUACUCUAUUGAUUUAUGGCAAGAACAAGUUCGAUACUUCAUAGAAGAGGUCAUCGGUGAACCAGUCUACGUUGUGGGGAACUCACUAGGAGGAUAUGUUGCAAUGUAUUUUGCAGCACUUAACCCUCAUUUAGUGAAAGGUGUCACACUGCUUAAUGCAACACCUUUUUGGGGGUUUCUUCCUAAUCCUAUAAAGAAUCCAGGCCUAGCCAAAUUGUUUCCAUGGGCUGGAACAUUUCCUCUACCUGCUAAUGUAAGGAGGUUGACAGAGUUGGUGUGGGAGAAAAUCAGCGAUCCUACAAGUAUUGCGGAGGUACUUAAUCAGGUUUAUGCAGAGCGUUCAACAAAUGUAGAGAGUGUAUUUUCACGCAUAAUUGAAACCACAAGGCAUCCUGCAGCAGCAGCAGCAUUUGCUUCAAUUAUGUUUGCUCCCCAGGCAGAAUUAUCAUUCAGUGAAGCGUUAUCUAGAUGUCGAAAAAACAAUGUGCCAAUCUGCCUCAUGUAUGGAAAAGAAGAUCCUUGGGUGAAGCCACUUUGGGGACUCCAGGUUAAAAGGCAGGUCCCUGAAGCUCCAUAUUAUCAAAUCAGCCCUGCUGGUCACUGUCCUCAUGAUGAAGUCCCUGAGGUCAUAAAUUUCUUGCUACGUGGGUGGAUCAGAAAUCUAGAGUCUCAGGGUUCGAUCUCUUUGCCACUGCUUGAUGAGCUAGAGUGUGUUCAACACGCUAAUGGCAGGGAGUUAGAAUUUAUGAGAGAAGGUUCAAGAAAAUUAGUGACGGUGAGAUUUUUCAGCUCAAGAUUUUCGCUUUGGGACAGUAUAAGAUCUUACAUCAAGCCUCGCUCCAAGUUAAGAAAUUCGGCCACCAAUUCUCAAUGACACGAUGAUCUAUAUACGCUAUCACACUAUAGUAACCUCUUCGAUUUAGUUUGUAUAGACAGAAAUCAUGUAAAUAAUAAUUAUUUUUUGAUUGAUCCAUGUACAAUAAUUAUUAGUUGC